AUCUUACAAAUAAAGUUUGCUACGCAGCUAUUCCAAAACGGAAAAGUAUAAGUAAAUAAAACAAAUUCAAAAUAUUCAAUUAUAGUAUUUGGAAAAGAAAAGGGAAAACCCUAGAAAUGCCCACUAAAAUUAGUUCAAAUUGUUCAUUCAAUUUUCUAAAAACCCUAAUGCUCUAUUUUGUCUCUUUCUCACUCACUCACUCUUUGAGUACAGUUUUCUCCUCUUUAAAAGGUCUUUAAUGGCGACUUUUUGUUUUUUUGAGAUUCUCUGAACUCUUUUUUACAUAACUGAAGUCGUCUUUAAUUAAUGGUGGUUUUCUUUUCUUCUGAAAGUUUCUCCAGUUUCAUAUUUUAAUUUCUCUUCCUCUACCUACUCUGCUCUGUUCUUCUUGUAAGUUCUUUAAAGGUUCAGAUCUGACAAAACCUUACAGGAGAAGAGAGUUAUCUCUGUGUUUCUCCUCUGUUUUCACUCUUCUUCAUUCAAUUCUAUGUUCUGUUCUUGAAUAUUGAUACAAGUCCAGCUUAAAUUCUCCCUUUUCUGGAGGCAAAGUGAUUCUUGGCUCAGCAAACGUACAAAUAAUGCAGGCCCUUGGGAGCCCGCUCAACAGAAGUGUUCAUUUGAUGGAAACCAGUUGCGGUGCUUUACUCAGAGAACUUCAGAAUAUAUGGCAUGAGAUGGGUGAGAGUGAAUCUGACAAGGACCGUAUGUUAAUGGAACUUGAAAGAGAUUGUCUAGAGUUAUACAGAAGAAAAGUUGAGGAGGCAAGCAACGCCAAGGCACGCCUUCAUCAAUCUGUUGCGGCUAAAGAAGCUGAGCUAGCUAUACUCAUGGCUUCUCUUGGAGAGCUUAAUCUUCAUUCUCGGAUCCAAGCAGAUAAAAGGUCAACAUCGUUGAAAGAUCAGCUGUCAUCUAUCACACCGCUAUUAGAAGAUCUGAGAAUAGAAAAAGAUGAAAGAAUGAAACAAUUUAGCGAGAUAAAGGCACAGAUUCAGAUGAUCAAUGGAGAAAUUUCAGAAUAUAGUCAUCUCAAUGGUACUACUACAGGUUCUGCAGCUGAUUUGGCUGAACAAGAUUUAUCUGUUAGAAAGCUAAAUGAAUAUCAAGCAAGUCUCCUUGAACUUCAAAAGGAAAAGUCUGACCGACUACGUAAAGUUCUAGAUCAUGUAAAUGAAGUGCAUACUCUAUGUGGUGUGCUUGGAUUGGAUUUCGGAAAGACCGUGAGUCAAGUACAUCCAAGCUUAAAUGAGGCAGGUCCCGGAAAUUCAACAAACAUCAGUAGUCAAACAUUAGAAGGUCUGGACCAGGCAAUUGUCAAGUUAAAACAGGAAAGAAGAACUCGCAUUCAGAAGUUGAAAGCUGUCAUGGCAUCACUUUCGGAACUGUGGAACUUGAUGGAUUCACCCAAAGAGGAAAGGAGUCGGUUCCGGACGACAUUGUUCAUUAUUGGCAUGUCAGAAGCACAAAUUACAGAAUCUGGUGUUCUAUCAGUAGACAUUAUUGAGGAGGCAGCUGCGGAGGUGGAGCGUCUCACUAAACUAAAAGCCAGCAGAAUGAAGGAACUAGUUAUAAAACGGAGGUUAGAGUUGGAGGAUAUAUGCAGAAGAGCACAUAUUGAGCCUGAUACAAGCACUUCUCCUGAGAAGACUACUGCAAUGAUAGACUCCGGUCUUGUGGAUCCUUCUGAACUUCUAGCCAACAUUGAAGGACAGGUAACUAAAGCAAAAGACGAGGCUGGGAACAGAAAAGAAAUAAUGGAGAAAAUAGAUAGAUGGCUCUCAGCUUGUGAUGAAGAAAGAUGGCUUGAAGACUAUAACCAAGAUGAUAACCGUUACAGUGCUGGAAGAGGAGCACACAUAAAUCUUAAACGUGCUGAACGAGCUCGAGUGACUGUUACCAAAAUCCCAGCACUAGUUGACAGUUUAAUCAACAAAACCUUGUCCUGGGAAAAUGAAAGAAGAUCAAUGUUUCUGUACGAUGGAAUUCGACUUGUGGAGAUGUUGGAAGAUUAUAAAAUAAACAGACAACAUAAAGAAGAGGAGAAAAGGCGAUAUCGGGAUCAGAAAAAGUUACAAGACCUGCUUCUUACAGAGAAAGAAUCUAUGUAUGGAUCUAAACCUAGCCCAAGAAGAACUAACAGCUUCAGGCAAGCAAAUGGAUACCGUACAAUUGGAAAUGGAUCUAUGCCUGCGACACCUAGACGAGUCUCUGUUGGUAGUGCCACUCCUGAGCUCCUCACACCUCGUUCCAGAUCUGGGCGUCAUAAUGGAAAUUUCAAGGAAAUGAGGAGGAUGACAACUGUUCCACUGAAUUUCGUCUCAGUUUCCAAAGAAGAUACAAUGUCCUACGCAUCAAUCUAUGGUUCUGAGCCAGGCUCUCCUCCUCUGGGCUGAAUGCAUCUACAUUGAAGGAGUACGAAUAUGAACAGGAAACUACAUCUAGAGUUUAGAAGAAACAACUUACUUGAUUGGAGACGGCUUUGUGAAUAAAAACAAGAUUGUACACUAGUGUUUGGUUGAAUUUGUGGCGCAUCAGUUCGAGGAAUGGUACGUAAUUCGACAUUUGAGGAAACGUUUUACUCAAAAGCAGCGUGGCCACAUACUGAACUAAGUUGAUAGUUUGGAGGUGAUGGAUUUCAUUUGGGCUAAUUAUAUACUCUAGGUGUUUGUUGUAUUGUACUGACUAAGCAUGUCUAACCGUGGUUUUGUUUGUUGUGAUGUGUUGCACUACAAUUAAUGUAUAUAAAAAAUGUAUUACAUUUGUUCAGGUAACUCGUCUUUGUAUUUUCUUAAGCAUAUCUAACCCUGCUAAAUUUGCAAAAAUUUCUAGGAGCCAAAUUCACUGUA
Messenger RNA from Papaver somniferum (opium poppy), 2843 nucleotides. RefSeq names its product 65-kDa microtubule-associated protein 6-like. Gene Ontology annotation, biological process: microtubule cytoskeleton organization. NCBI's taxonomy places the organism in Eukaryota, Viridiplantae, Streptophyta, Magnoliopsida, Ranunculales, Papaveraceae. The transcript is spliced from 12 exons. The record is from RefSeq and is a predicted model, not a curated record. Bases 579 to 2390 code for a protein of 603 amino acids. Gene Ontology annotation, molecular function: microtubule binding. Gene Ontology annotation, cellular component: cytoplasm; spindle.